Molecule: messenger RNA, 2598 nt
Organism: Diospyros lotus (date-plum)
Lineage: Eukaryota; Viridiplantae; Streptophyta; Magnoliopsida; Ericales; Ebenaceae
Product: alkaline/neutral invertase E, chloroplastic-like
Exons: 7
Coding region: 383-2311 (642 amino acids)
Biological process (GO): sucrose catabolic process
Cellular component (GO): chloroplast
Molecular function (GO): sucrose alpha-glucosidase activity; endo-alpha-N-acetylgalactosaminidase activity
Source: RefSeq, a predicted model, not a curated record
GCGUUUGCUUCGUCGGAACUUGGAAGCAUCUGAGAUUCCCGGCCAUACCCACCGCCCAUCGCCCAUCGCCUUAACCCCCGACGCCGUCAUUACUCUCUCUCGCUGGUUCACGAGAAGAACACGCCCACUUAGGUUAACAAUUUCUCUUUUCCUUUAAUCUCGUUGGUUUCAGCCUCAACUCCUCUUCCAAAUCCAGGAAAAAUUGUUUUCUUAUUCCGGUCUACUAAGCGCCCGUUUGGUUCCCGAGAUUUCGCGGCCGGAAGUAUUAAUCUGGCUAUCUGAUAGUUUUUGCUUGGUGGAAAAUUGAAAUUAGUCUUGAAUCACAGGUGCAGUGAAUUAAACCGAGGGGACACUCUUUAUAUGUAUUGAGCUGAAGCUGAUCAUGGGCACUAAAGAAGCAGUUGUGCAAGUUCUGUCAAUGGCCAUGCCUCGUUUGUUGUAUUCUGGUCCAUGUUUUCACAAGGCAAACUCGUUACUUUCUUUCAAGUACCCCAUACAUAGUAGAAGAAGAGAUUCCGAGCUAAUGCAGAGGGUGAACUAUUCAAGAACAUUAAGUUGCAAGAGAAUUUACCCUCUUCAUGCUGCAAAUAGUGUUUUCCAUGGAAAGGCUCUAAAUGAUUGUUUGGAGUCUACGAGUUGCAAAUGUGAACAGGUUGGAAGUGAGAGUGCAGUAACAGCAGAUGAUAGACAAGGAACUCGGAUUAAUGGCACUCCUAAUAAUUGGAGCAGUCAAAAGGUUGAGGGGGCUAAACAGUUGGAAAAUGAAAAUGAGGGCCUUCCACCUGUCCGUAGACUAGAGACCAUGACAACAAUUAAUGAUGCACCGAACAUUGUGAGUUUAGAGUCCAUUGAGGAUGAAGCAUGGAAUCUACUAAGAGAAUCGAUUGUCUAUUAUUGUGGCAACCCAAUUGGGACUAUUGCUGCUAAUGAUCCUACAAGCUCCAGCAUUUUGAACUACGACCAAGUCUUUAUCCGUGACUUCAUACCGUCUGGUAUUGCCUUCCUAUUAAAAGGAGAGUAUGAUAUUGUACGAAAUUUCAUCCUUUACACCCUUCAGUUGCAGAGCUGGGAGAAAACAAUGGACUGCUAUAGUCCUGGUCAAGGUUUAAUGCCUGCCAGUUUCAAGGUGCGCACUGUCCCUCUUGAUGUUGAUGACUCUGCUACUGAAGAUGUUCUGGAUCCAGACUUUGGUGAGGCAGCAAUUGGUCGUGUUGCACCAGUUGAUUCUGGUUUAUGGUGGAUUAUCUUGUUACGUGCGUAUGGAAAAUGCUCUGGAGACCUUUCAGUUCAAGAGAGGAUUGAUGUGCAAACUGGAAUUAAAAUGAUAUUGAAGCUAUGUCUUGCUGAUGGUUUUGAUAUGUUUCCAACAUUGUUAGUGACUGAUGGUUCUUGCAUGAUUGAUCGCCGUAUGGGAAUUCAUGGCCAUCCUUUGGAAAUUCAGGCAUUGUACUAUUCAGCUUUACUUUCUGCAAGGGAGAUGCUGGCUCCUGAGGAUGCAUCUGCUGACCUUAUUAGGGCACUUAAUAACCGUCUAGUUGCAUUAUCGUUUCACAUCAGGGAGUAUUACUGGAUUGACAUGAGAAAACUUAAUGAGAUUUACCGCUACAAGACAGAGGAAUAUUCAUAUGAUGCAGUCAACAAGUUCAAUAUCUACCCAGACCAGAUUCCUCCUUGGCUUGUUGAAUGGAUGCCUAGUAAGGGAGGCUAUUUGAUUGGAAACCUGCAGCCUGCUCACAUGGACUUCCGUUUCUUUUCUCUAGGAAAUUUAUGGUCUAUUGUAAGCAGUCUUGCAACUGUGGAACAAUCACAUGCCAUAUUGGAUCUUAUUGAAUCGAAAUGGACAGACUUAGUAGCUGAUAUGCCAUUGAAGAUAUGUUAUCCUGCUCUUGAAGGUCAAGAGUGGAGAAUUAUUACAGGAAGUGAUCCCAAAAAUACGCCUUGGUCUUACCACAAUGCUGGUUCCUGGCCAACUUUGCUGUGGCAGCUAGCGGUGGCAUGCAUAAAGAUGAAUCGACCAUGGAUUGCUGAAAAUGCUGUCAAGGCUGCUGAGAGGCGCAUAUCUAGAGACAAGUGGCCCGAGUAUUAUGACACCAAGGGGGGAAGAUUCAUCGGCAAACAGGCACGCCUCUUUCAAACCUGGUCGAUUGCAGGAUAUCUUGUGGCAAAACUCCUCCUUGCCAACCCAGAUGCAGCGAGGAUUCUGGUCAGCAUAGAGGAUUCUGAGCUUGUAAAUGCCUUCUCUUGCAUGCUCAGUACCAACCCGAGGAGAAAGCGAACCCGGAAAGGAUCCGAUCAGAGCUACAUAGUAUGAAAUCAAUAUCUCAGUCAGGAGAUUCCCAACCCCAUACCGGUUCUCAAGAAUUACUCUCUUUGGUAUAUCAAAUAUGUAUCAUAACUCUCAUGAGGAAAAAGAAUGUAGCAUUAUAGAAAUGUAGUUUUGUUUGUCAGUUAUAUCAUUUGAUCAAGGAGGUAGUGCACAAUGAUUAAUGAUACAAACAGGUUUGUGCCAUCUUCUGUAACAAUAACCACUAUAGGUUUCUUGACCUUGCAGACUGGAUACAGUGACAAGAAAUAUACAUAAUUAUAGCUGAGUAUUUA